This is a messenger RNA of Trichoplax adhaerens, 1125 nucleotides long. RefSeq lists its product as uncharacterized. Gene Ontology annotation, cellular component: membrane. The transcript is spliced from 6 exons. The record is from RefSeq and is a predicted model, not a curated record. NCBI's taxonomy places the organism in Eukaryota, Metazoa, Placozoa, Uniplacotomia, Trichoplacea, Trichoplacidae. Bases 1 to 1125 code for a protein of 374 amino acids.
AUGAAGAAAGCUAGCAAUGGAUCAAUCAACAGUUAUCAACUAGCCAUCGCGGCGAAUUUUGGACAAAAAGCAGUUUUAGAAGAUGAGGAUCACCAACCAGGUAACAAGAAACAGGCCCAAUCAAGAAAACAAAUCAUCAUUGGGGUAGCUUUUGUCAUAGCUAUAGCAGUGUGUACUGCUGGUGCAACUCAAUUCGGAAAGGAUUUAUACGAAGAAGGCAAUUUUACUUCUACAUCACUGGUAGCAUGGUCUUCAAGAUCCAUGGCUGUUUUUAUUUAUCCAGCAGUAUCCAUUUUCUAUACUUUUCGUGGGCAAAGUCAUCGAGAAACAUAUAAGCAAGCUUCCAAGAUUUUCGGGCAGCAUAGGCAUGGAGUUAUGUCUGCUUUUCUCAGACUAAUACCAAUAACUGCAUUGUCGACAGGUGCAACGUAUCUUAGCUUCUAUGCUUUGCGUUAUACCUCAUCAACGGACGUAACUGCCGUUUUCUCCGCCUCAGCAGCGAUAGUUUACGUGCUGUCUCUCUUGGUUUUGAAUGAGCCUUUUGUAGUUUUGCGGUUUUUGGCUGUAUUAAUGUCAGUAGCGGGUGUUGUGGUAAUAGCCUACUCUGAGGGAUUUGGAUCUUUUGGAGCAAUUGGAGUCAUUUUAGUAUCUGGAAGUGCAGCUUUUGCAGCUGUUUAUCGAGUGUUGACGAAAAAAGUUAUUGGAGAAGCAUCGUUAGCUCGAGCCAGCCUUUACUUAAGCGUAACGUGUUUUCAAGCUCUCAUCCUAUUUUGGAUCCCUAUUCCUAUUUUAUAUUUUACUGGUGUUGAAGAAAUUACCUUUUCUACUUUUCCAUGGACUGCAUUUUUCCUAUGCAUAUUUACCCUUUUUCUCUAUAGUAUACUUAUGAUUUUGGGUAUUAAUUUUACUUAUCCCAUCUAUAUGUCAAUGGGACCAUUGCUGGGAAUUCCCAUCAAUGCUGCUAUUGAUGUUUUAGUUCGAAAUCAAACUUUUUCAACGACUAAGAUUAUCGGAACUAUGCUAUUAAUUCUUGGCUUUCUAAUUUUAACGAUACCUCUAUCGAAUAUUCUAGCGAUAUCAAGUAAAACUAAGUUACUUUUAUGUAAGAAAAAGAAUUUAAAAUAA